Colletotrichum higginsianum IMI 349063 is the source of this 1776-nucleotide messenger RNA. Its product is annotated as Major facilitator superfamily transporter. Gene Ontology annotation, molecular function: transmembrane transporter activity. The coding region runs from base 1 to 1776 and encodes 591 amino acids. NCBI's taxonomy places the organism in Eukaryota, Fungi, Ascomycota, Sordariomycetes, Glomerellales, Glomerellaceae. The record is from RefSeq and is a predicted model, not a curated record. Gene Ontology annotation, biological process: transmembrane transport. The transcript has 3 exons.
AUGAGUCGCGCCGGCAGUCGCACCGGCGACCGUCCCGCCUCGGCCGACCUCUCCGGCAGCAUCUACCUCAUCACGUCCGACGGCCAGACGCUCAAGCUGCCCAUGCCUAGCACGUCGCCAUACGACCCCCUGACCUGGAGCCUGACGAAGCGCCUCCUCGCCAUGGGCGUCCUCGUGCUGUACUCCAUCGUCUCCAUGAUGGAGACGCAGGCCGCCAGCCUGAUGUAUCGCUCCUUUGCUGCCGAGUUCAACGGCAACGUACGUCUACCCCGAGCAUGGUCCGCGAGAAGGUCUGAACGCUCACUUCUCUCAAAGCAAGUCGACAAGUUCCCGCUCAACAUCCUCGUCUCGACGCCGAGCACGCUUUCCCUCGGCCUCGGCGCCUUUCUCUGGAUCCCCCUCUCGGUGGCUAUCGGAAGACGCCCCGUCUUCCUGCUCGCUUCUUGCUUCUUGACCCUCGCUACCGUACUAGCGGCGAAUGCUUCGGGCUUCUACCAACUCCUCGGAGCGUUGAGUUUGCAAGGGUUCUCGGCGGGAUUAAGCCUGAGUGCUUCGAUACUCAUCGUCAUUGACCUCACCUUCAUCGAUGAGCGUCCCAACGCCCUCGGCAUGUUCUGGAGCAUCGGCCUCGGCGGCGCCCUCUUGUCCCUGCCGAGCGUCACGCCUCUCUCGAGCCCCGGAUGGAGAGGCUUCUACGCGGCGUGGGUCGGCCCCUGCCUCGCCGUCUUCGUGUGCGCCUUCUUCUUCCUCCCCGAGACGUAUUUCGUCCGGCCGGCCGUUGCGUUCGAUGGCCGCAUUCUCGUGCAGGGCGGCUCGGAAAAGGUUCAGAUGUACGACGACUGGGAACAGAUACCCGGCAACAAGGUCUACGACGACUCCGCCUCUGGCUCUACCUCUUCCUCUACCUCUACCUCCGCAGCCACCGCCACCGCCACCGCCACCGUCACCGCCACUGGUCAGGCCGUGCCCGUAAUCCCCGAGACGCUGUGGCAGGGCAUGGUCCGACGGUGGGGUGUCCGAAAGAGCGGCGCGGGCUUUCGGGAGAUGUGGACGUGCUACGCCCAGACGAUGCUCUGCGCCUGCAACCCGCUCGUCUUCUGGGUCGCCAUCCUCAACGCCCUCAACUUCGGCGCCAUGCUCUUCAUCGGCGAGACGUACGCCGUCGUCAUGUCCCAACCGCCCUACAACCUCCCCGAGCGCGUCAUCUCCAUGGUCAACCCCGUCUCGGCCAUCGGCUCCCUGCUCGCCUGGCCCGUCUCGACCAUCCUGACGUCCCGCGUAGCCCGCCGCCUGACGCUCCGCAACGGCGGCAUCCGGGACGCCGAGCACUACCUCAUCGCCUUUCUGCCGCCGGUCCUCACCGGCGCCGGCAGCGUCUUCUUGUACGGGCUGACGGUGCAUUACAAGUGGAGUUUUAUCUGGAUCUUUGUGUCCUAUCUCAUCAACGCCUUCAGCGCCGCCUCGUACGGCAUCGCCUCGACGCUCUGGGUCACCGAGGCGUUCCCUCGCUGGGCGGCGCCCGCCAUGAUCAUCGUCGGGGGCGCCGGCUACAUGCUGAGCUUCGCCACGAGCUACGCAGUCACGCCGUGGCUCGAUUCGCAGGGCUACCUGGGCGCCAACUUCGAGCUGGGCGCCAUCCUGCUGAUCGUCGGAGGCGUUGCUGUGCCGCUCGCGUUCUGGGGGAAGAGUCUGCGGCAGUAUAUCGACGGCAAAUGGGGUGUGUCUGAGGCUGGAGCGUUGCGGCCGCAGCAGACUGGUGAACAGCAUUUCCACUGA